Messenger RNA from Parascedosporium putredinis, 1512 nucleotides. The record is from the annotation of a GenBank genome assembly. Lineage: Eukaryota; Fungi; Ascomycota; Sordariomycetes; Microascales; Microascaceae.
AUGGGCAAAGGUUACACUUGGAGAUGUGCGGCCAUCGCCGGUUCGGGCAGCAUGCUCUACGGUUACGAUACCGCUGUCAUUGCUGGAACGUUUGCCCAAGAGGGAUUCCUUGGCUACUUUAAGCCUUCGUCGACCAUUCUCGGAGCCAUUGGAUCGGUCUACUUUGGGGGUCUUAUGCUGGGCCUCAUCUUCGUUAGCCUCCUCGCGGACCGUUUUGGCCGUAGGCGAACAAUCCAGAUCGGCGGAGUAAUUGGCCUCGUCGGGGCAAUUCUACAAACGGUCGCCACACACAUCGGGCCCUUUUUCGCGGGGCGUGCCGUGGCCGGACUAGCGUCAGGGAUUAUGCUCACGACCGUCAACGUCUACCAGGCCGAAAUUGCCCCGCCAUCCCUCCGAGGCACCAUGGUUGCGUUUCAGAUCGUGACUCUCAUGGACCGACAUGAAGAGGCCAAAGCGACUCUUAUGAGGCUGAACGAUGACAACGAGGAUCCAAGCUUCUGGGAAAAGGAGUAUCUCCAGAUCUCGGCGCAAAUCGCCCUCGAAAAGCGGGAGAUGGAGGGUAGCAGCUGGACCCACAUGUUCACCAACAUGAAGGAAUUCCGUCGUGUUGCUGUGGCGGCUGCUUCCGUCAUAUCUGUGCAGACCAACGGUGCCCAAACCAUUCAAGUUUUCCAGGCGGUUCUCUACACUGGUCUUGGAUUUUCCACAAGGGGCACGCUACUCAUGGCUGGUGUCUUUGGAAUUUGUAAUACCUUGGGCGGCCUGACGAACUUGUUCCUCAUUGAUCGCGUAGGAAGACGUAUACUAUUCCUCGCGGGUCUAGCCACGCUUUCCGUUUGGCUAGGUGUUUUCGCGGCAUGCACGGCGCAGUAUAAUAAGACUGGUCUCGCCAGUUGGGGCAAAGCCGGUGUUGGUUUCGUCAUGGUGUACAUUUACACGUUUGGCACCACCUACGCCGCGUCUCCUUACGCCUACUCCGCGGAAGUCUUGCCCACGAAGAACCGAGCAUCCGGCAUGGCCUUUGGUCUAUUUUUCGCCAACGCCCUCACCCUCACCUUCAGCCAGGUGGCCCCCAUUGCGCUCGAAAAGAUUGAGUGGAAGUUCAACCUCGUCUUCAUUGCCUGCAACAUCUUCUUCUUUUUCAUUGCCUAUUUCUUCUUCCCCGAAACCAAAGGCCUUACUCUGGAAGAAGUCAAUCGUCUGUUCGGCGACAAGGUUGCCGUGGAGAUACGGGACGUGGACAUCACAGAGAAGGAGGGCGCGCAUGCUGACCACGGUUAUGAUAGGCUUUCUCGUAUAAUAAAGCCCGAUAACCGUCAGAACCAAAGAGAGGAUGCCAAAUAUGAUACCUACAAUCGCCCCCGCAUCCAUCCCCCUUGGCUGGGGCUCCCGUCACUCGGCGACGGCGAGCUCGAGUUUGUCGGGAUGUCUGGAGGCGUCGUCGUGGAAGUCGACUGCGUGGUCCUCGAACCCCCGUCGGUCGCGCCGCUUGUCGUGGACCUCGUCGACUGA